Molecule: messenger RNA, 2824 nt
Organism: Cryptotermes secundus
Lineage: Eukaryota; Metazoa; Arthropoda; Insecta; Blattodea; Kalotermitidae
Product: angiotensin-converting enzyme
Exons: 13
Coding region: 1-1980 (659 amino acids)
Biological process (GO): proteolysis
Cellular component (GO): plasma membrane
Molecular function (GO): metallopeptidase activity; peptidyl-dipeptidase activity
Source: RefSeq, a predicted model, not a curated record
AUGGCGCGCUUGUUCGGUGUCUUGUGCCUGCUCUUUGUGAUCAAAUCAGCAUUUUCUCUUCCUCGUCCGAACACCAGAGUUACAGAAGAUGAAAUGAUAGAGAUUCUGGAACAAUAUGAGACAUCUGCAUCGCAGAAGUGUAGAGAUUAUAACUUAGCAGCCUGGAAUUACAACACGGACGUAGAGAAUGCCUCUAAGGUUGAGGAGCUUACAGCACAGACCCUGGAAUUUGCAAAAUUUGAGAAGGAACAAUGGCAGCUACACUUCAGUAACGUCUCCUGGGAAAACUUCCAGAAUGAAACGGUAAAGCGUCAACUCAGAACUCUGUCUGUACUGGGUGUUUCGGCGCUAGACGACGCUGAGCUCAGCGAGCUGAAUGGGCGCGAAACCGCCAUGACUACAAUAUACAGCUCUGCCAAGAUCUGUCCAUACAACAAACAGGAAUGUGAUCUCGCCACUGAAGGCCUGUCAUUGGAUCCAGGCAUGGAAGCAGUUAUCUCCACAUCCCAAGAUUACGAUGAACUAACAUACGUCUGGAAGGCAUGGCGAGAUGUGUCUGGAGCCAAGAUGAGGGAGGACUACAAGACGUACGUGGAGCUGAGCAACCUGGCAGCACAGAAGAACGGCUUCAGUGACAACGGGGAGAUGUGGAGGAACGAGUUUGAGACAGAGGCGUUCGUGGAAGACAUGCAGGAGCUGUGGAAACAGGUGGAGCCAUUGUAUUUGGAACUGCAUACGUAUGUGAGGAGGAGGCUGAGGACGUUGUACGAGGACAAGCUGGGUGACGACGAUCUUAUCCCGGCGCACAUCCUGGGAAACAUGUGGGCUCAAAGCUGGGAGAACAUUUAUGACAUCGUCAAGCCAUACCCUAAUGCUACUGGAGUUGACGUCACCAAAAAUCUCAAUGAUCAGGGUUAUAAUCCUCUCCGGAUGUUCCAAGCAUCGGACGAAUUCUACAAGUCGCUAGGGCUGCCAGAGAACAGUAUGUCGUACGACGAAAGCGUGGCCAUGAUAGAGAAACCUGAGGAUGGACGCGUGGUAGUCUGCCACGCCUCAGCCUGGGACUUCUGUGACAGGCAUGACUUCAGGAUCAAGAUGUGCACCAAAGUGAACAUGGAGGACUUCGUGACAAUCCAUCAUGAAAUGGGCCACAUCCAAUACUAUAUCCAAUACAAGGACCAGCCAUAUGCUCUGCGGGCCGGAGCUAACCCAGGUUUCCAUGAGGCUGUAGGUGAUACUAUUGCCCUCUCUGUGUCUACGCCCCAGCACUUGCAGAAAGUUGGACUUCUUCAGGACUACGCCGAUACGAAGGAAGACAACAUCAAUGCACUAAUGCAGAUAGCGCUACAGAAGGUUGCCUUUCUUCCGUUCGGUCUCCUGAUCGACAUGUGGCGAUGGGAUGUUUUCAGCGGAAAAGUUAACGAGUCACAGUGGAACACUCACUGGUGGGAACUGAGGGAGACAAUCCAGCGAGUGAAGCCUCCUGUGUCAAGGUCGGAAGCAGAUUUCGAUCCCGGCGCAAAGUAUCAUGUGCCAGCCAGUUCGCAAUACAUCUCAUACUUUGUGGCGCACAUCCUGCAGUUCCAGUUCCACAAGUCACUGUGCAUCGUGGCUGAGCAGUAUGUCCCUAACAAUCCCGACAGACCGCUUCAUAAGUGUGACAUAUACCAGUCGCAGAAAGCAGGACAACUCUUGAGGGAUGGCUUGAGUAUUGGAAGCUCCCGCCACUGGACCGAAGCUCUGCAAAUACUGACCGGUGAAAGUAAAAUGAACGGUUCGGCGCUGCUCGAGUACUUCCAACCACUCUACGAAUUUCUGAAGGCGGAAAACAGCAUAGAAGAGAACAGCAGCGAGUAUACUUCGGAUGACCAAACGGUUCCAAUUGUUGUCGGUGCCGUUCUUCUGGGCGUCGUUGUGAUUGUUAUUAUCGGUUACCUGGUUUUCAGAAGGCGUGCAGCGAAGAGAAACGCGUCUGCAUAAAGAUAAACUUGAUUUUAUGACGGCAACAAAGGAAAAUUUGUAUUCAUCGAAAGAACUGUAAUACAGAAUAUGUGCAUACAAAUGACGCUGUCAAACAUAGAAGCCGCUGACUACUUCUGCUCUUAAUAGUACGCAUCCUGUUGUGUGUUAUAAGCAAGGUACACAAAAUGCAUACAAAAGUAUGCAGCUGCAGUCUACACAACAAUAUUCUCUAUUUAAAACAAAGUAGACACUGUCGUAUCAACAUUUCCUUUACGCUACAUGUUUCCACCCUUAUACUGGGUCAUCAUCAGACUCAGUUGCUGAAUUGCAUCUAAUUAUUGUACCUAAUUCUUCAACAAGGACGUUUAUUGUGCUCUGGAGUGUUUUAAAUGCAUAAAUUGAGUCUUCAGAAUUUUAAAAUACUUAGAUAAUAAAUUUAAAAAGUUAAAGACUAAAGAUUAAUGACCGCUACGUGUUGAUACGAUUUUCUGGUGGUAGAAACGACUAUAAUGUGGGGACCUGCGUACAACAUAGCGACAUCAACACAGGGAGCAGCCUGUACACAUAUCAUCAUAAGAAAAUCUAAUAUACAUCACUCCAAACAAACAACCUAGUGGGUGAAAUACAGAAUAACGAGCAUAAGGUCCACAAGACGAUAGUAAGGUCAACUAACUUAUGAGAGGAUCCCGGUACGCAGGCGCCCCAAACUAUAGUCGUUUCUAACACCAGAAAAUCACGUCAGCACGUAGCGAUCACAAAAUUUUAAAAAAGAUUUAUCGCAAAAUACGUACUUCAUUACCAUUUUAGUACAAUUUUAAUUUUUAUGUUUCAGUCUUUAGUCUCUAAUUUUUAAAUUUUAUUA